UAGACCGUUUAAAUCCGAUAAACGAAAUAUGUACUAUCUCUAGGUCGUAAAACACCCCUGUCUUUGAUUGGUAGAGCCCGUUAAAACACAGCUUGCUAGUCAGGCAGUCAAACAGAGAACUCGCGCAGAGCGGAAUACAUAAAUUAUUCCUGCAGAAUUGGCAAGUCAGUGGGUGAGAUUCUUUCUUUGAGCUCUCUUCUGGGACCAAGCCAUCACAGCUGAAGUACACUUGUAUUCUCCUAACCGUCAUCCUAGUUCUCCAUUCAAUGCCUAACACUGUGGAAAGUGAAGGUGCCAACGGAUCUGCUAGAACUGAUCAAGAGGCCCCAUCACGGGCCCCGUGCAGAGAGGAUGAGCGUGCACGCAGCUUCCUAAACCCGUUGACGAGUGAUGCGCUGCGGGUGCGACGGGCCUCCAGCGCAGAGCUGCAGCUCCCUUGGACCUGUCCUGUAACACACUCCCGAGAGAAGUUCUACACCGUCUGCUCGGACUAUGCUCUGCUCAAUCGAGCCCGACCCAUCAUCACAUCUGAAGAUGCACCACCAACCAAUCCAGACACUGGGAUAUCAUUAGUCAAGACUAACACUGCAACCCCCUCCCAGUGUCACUCGGGGGGAAUAAGUGUGUCUUUAGAUGGGAACUGUGAUAUGGAGGUUGUGUCAUCCAGCAACAAGCCUGUGCUGGCCUGGGAGAUCGACACCUCUGAUUUUGAUGUGGUUUUAACCCGGAAAACCAGAACAAGUAAUUUAAAGAAAUUCAACUCAAAGAAAAUGAAAUCGUCUGACAGGCUCAGCAGAAACCUGCAAGAUCUCCCACCACAAGCCUCUCUGGAGGAGAUCAAACAGAGAAAAGUCUUGGACCUCCGUAGAUGGUACUGCAUCAGCCGACCCCAGUAUAAAACAUCGUGUGGAAUCUCUUCACUUGUCUCUUGUUGGAACUUUCUCUACAGUACUCUAGGAGCAGGCAGUCUCCCACCUAUUUCCCAAGAAGAAGCCCUGAAUAUACUUGGUUUCCAGCCUCCGUUUGAAGAUAUCAAGUUUGGACCGUUCACUGGCAAUGCCACUCUGAUGCGAUGGUUCAGACAAAUCAACGAUAAUUUUCGUGUCCGGGGAUGCUCUUAUAUUCUGUACAAACCUCAUGGGAAGCACAAGACAGCAGGAGAGACAGCUGAGGGGGCACUGCUGAAGCUGACGCAGGGACUCAAAGAUGAAUCCAUGGCCUACAUUUACCACUGUCAAAAUCACUAUUUCUGCCCUGUGGGCUAUGAAGCUACACCACUAAAAGCAGCCAAAGCAUACAGGGGGUCACUGCCGCUUAAUGAGAUGGAACACUGGAUUCUCAUUGGCGAACCAAGCAGGAAACACCCUGCAAUCCACUGUAAAAAAUGGGCAGAUAUUGUUACGGAUCUGAAUACUCAGAACCCAGAAUACUUGGACAUUCGUCAUACAGAGAGAGGCAUUCAGUAUCGCAAAACCAAGAAGGUUGGAGGCAAUCUGCAUUGCAUCAUGGCCUUUCAGAGAGUGAACUGGCAAAAGUUGGGACCAUGGGCACUGAAUCUAGAAAAUCUGAGGCAUGAUCUCCACCAUCAGGCUUCAGAACACAAAGGUCAAGCUGCGACAGAGGACUCUUCUGAGGAGCGAGCGGUGAAACGUCUGGGUAGGUCCCUCAGUACGGGGAACAAGACCGACAAUGCCUGGAAGCGUUUGUCCAACACCGCAGACUACAGGCACAGAGGCUCUCCAGACAGUGACCUGGAUGAAGACAUAACUGACUAAGUCUGAAGAGUCCAAACCUCCUCCUAAAGAGCCAAUUGGGUUUUGACAGUUAUAAACAAGAAUAUUUAUCUCUCCAGGUUGUUAGCAACAGUGAUAGGUUAGAUAUGAUAUAGAGGCAGUUGCAAGCCAAAAGGUGUUGCUUAGUAGCUGGAAUGGCUGGUAACUAUAAGAAUGCUGGUUUGAUACCCAUAAAGAAGGAACGAUAACCUCUCGUUGGGGAGGUUCUUGUAAUGCUACCUUUCUACAGCAAUGUGAAUCAAAGUGAAGGCCAAGUAUGGUAACCCAUACUUAAAAUGUGUUCUUUGCAUUUGACCCAUCCAAGUUAGUGCACACACACAUUAUUAGUAGUGAGUAGAUAACACGCACAACACAUCAGGAGCAGUGGGAAGCCAUUUUUGCUAUGGCACCCGUGGAACGAUUGAGGGUUAGGUAUUGAGUAAGUAUCCUGGCGGUAUUGAGAAUCAAACCCACAACCUUCGGGUUACCAAUUACAAGUCACGACUGCCCUAUUGUGGGAUUAAAAAUACUAGGCUCUCUAAGAUUUGGUCACUUCUGAUGCUGCUUUGCUAAACGCAUUGUGAAUAAAUGAAUCGUUAAAUAAAUUGUGCGGCUACAUUUACCAUUGUGUAGGUAAUUUUUGCGUGCAAAAUCCAUGCAAUAUGGAAUUUUGCAUGAGGGCUAAAGAUUUCCCCAUGCAGUUUUCACAAUGGGUUUGAGUUGGUCACAUGGAAUGACUUCUGUGUGAGCUGUAGACAAUGGACCUUUUUUGCUAGCGAAACUUUGCCAAGAUUUGGCUCCAGAACAAAGGUCAAGAUGCGACAGAGGACAGCGAUAAAACGGGUUUAACUUGGUCAUGAGGAUUCAAUGACCAACAGAAAGCGACAUUAUUUCAAAGCGGCAUUAAAGCAAGAGUAAAGUGACAUACAUUGCUAAACUUUUUUGUUUGCAAAAUUUUGCCAAAAUUUGUGACUGCAUACACCUUAAGUGUACCAAGAGCAUUUAGUGAGUAUUUAAUUUUCUGAUCAAUAUCCAUUUCAUUCCAUUUUAGUUAUAUGCUAUUUGGUGGAUAAUAUAUAUAUAUAUAUAUAUAUAUAUAUAUGGUACUGAUGGUAGAUAACUGGAGGACGGUAUGGACUAAAAAAAAUGAACAUUCUGAAUAAAGUGUACGCAGAAUACUCCGAGCAUCACAUAAAAGACACAAAAUUGUUUUAUUACUGUAAGUAAUUAAAAAUACAAACUAAGUUAUCAUGAAUAAAUCAGACUGUUUAAUAAUAUGUCAGUGGAUCAGAUUCAGGCUAUAGUGAUGUGACAGUCCAUUAAAAAGGCGCUAUCCUAUUGUAAAUACUAACUUGAAGGAUUACAGUCACGUUCUUUGCGCAACGCUGGGAGCUAAGAUUGCAUGAUUGCUUCCAUGUUUUGUGCAUUGUGAUUUGUGUUUUUCCUUUAACACAACAACAUCUAAUGUAUGAUGUUCAAUGUCUAGUCAUCUAGUGUUAUCAUUUUUAUUUAUGAAUAAAUAUUUAUACACCUUCUUA
Molecule: messenger RNA, 3310 nt
Organism: Pimephales promelas (fathead minnow)
Lineage: Eukaryota; Metazoa; Chordata; Actinopteri; Cypriniformes; Leuciscidae
Product: basic immunoglobulin-like variable motif-containing protein
Cellular component (GO): nucleus
Molecular function (GO): single-stranded DNA binding; DNA endonuclease activity
Source: RefSeq, a predicted model, not a curated record